Molecule: messenger RNA, 3441 nt
Organism: Geosmithia morbida
Lineage: Eukaryota; Fungi; Ascomycota; Sordariomycetes; Hypocreales; Bionectriaceae
Product: protein-serine/threonine kinase
Exons: 2
Coding region: 1-3441 (1146 amino acids)
Biological process (GO): microtubule cytoskeleton organization; protein phosphorylation; intracellular signal transduction
Cellular component (GO): cytoplasm
Molecular function (GO): protein serine/threonine kinase activity; ATP binding; tau-protein kinase activity
Source: RefSeq, a predicted model, not a curated record
AUGUCUUCCGCUGCUCUGCACCCAGCGCCCCAUCAGUCAACUUCCCUGGCUUCACCGCCGCCUCUGGCCUUUGACAGCCGACAGCACUCGUCGCCCGCCGCCGAAGCGCAUAAUGCUCACAUAGCCUCGACCACCACCGCCUCUUCCUCUUCCCCUUCCAGGCGUCCACCAUCGCGCAAGACAAGCGCCGCCAACGGCUCCUCUCCCGUUGCCGACCCGGCCAUGGCCUCUAGGCUCGGGAACAACUACCAGCAGCAGCAGCAGCAGCAGCAGCAGCAGCAGCAACCGCAGCAUUCUUCGCAUCACUCCGCCUCUGCCAUGGGCCCUGCCGCCCCUCCACGGACCUCUUCCAACCAGCCCGCCCCGGACAGCACCCGGAGGAUCUCCGACUUCACCGCCGACAGGGCUGCCUACACCUCGCGACACUCUCAGCCCGACCCUUCGGCCCGCACGCGCCACGAUGCCCCGGAGAACGGCUACAGGUCCAAGCCGGCCAAUGCCGCUUACUACCCUACCUACUCGACGACUGCGCCCCCGCCUGAUGAACGGGAGGCUCACAUACCCGCAUCCGCCACCAUGCCCAUCCGCACACAACAGUCACAGCCCAAGCCGUCGCGCUCCGCCAACGACAACCCUGUCAGUGCCGUCGCCGACGCCGAAGGAGCCCGCAUCCAUCAUGAUGCCGCCGCACCACCCGUCGUCCCCAACGAAGAGCGGAGGGCCACUCGCAGCAGGCAAGACUAUACCAGCCGGAGCGGUCACAAGGGGACGGUCAGGUUUGGCGACUUCAUUCUCGGCAACACCAUCGGCGAGGGUGAAUUUGGUAAGGUCAAGCUCGGCUGGAAGCAGGAUAGCAGCGCAGAGGUCGCCAUCAAGCUCAUUAAGCGCGAUUCGGUGGGCAGUAACCCCUCUCGGCUGGCCAAGAUUCGCCGCGAAGUCACCAUCCUGCGAGAGCUGCAGCAUCCCAACAUCGUGCAACUCAUCGACAUGGUCGAGACGGAACGGUAUAUCGGCAUCAUUCUCGAGUACGCAUCUGGCGGCGAGCUGUUUGACUAUAUCCUCAACCACCGUUACCUAAAAGACCACUCGGCCCGCAGGCUGUUUGCCCAGCUUGUGUCUGGUGUCGGGUACCUGCACAAGAAGGGCAUCGUCCACCGCGACCUCAAACUCGAGAACCUGCUCCUCGACCGAAACAGAAACAUCAUCAUCACCGACUUUGGCUUCGCCAACACCUUUGACCCUAACGAGGAGCUCGACGAGGAGGAGGAGACGAAUCUGAGCAACAGGGACUACGUCAAGCGGAUAGGUCUCGACAAGGUCAAAGCCAACGGUAUGAGGAAGGGCGACCUUAUGCAGACCAGCUGCGGGAGCCCCUGCUACGCCGCUCCCGAGCUCGUGGUCAGCGACUGCCUCUACACUGGACGGAAGGUUGAUGUCUGGAGCUGCGGUGUCAUCCUCUACGCCAUGCUCGCCGGAUACCUGCCCUUUGACGACGACCCUGCCAACCCCGAGGGCGACAACAUCAACCUCCUCUACAAGUACAUAGUCAGCACCCCCCUCACGUUUCCCGAGUACGUCACCCCUCACGCCCGCGACCUCCUGCGCCGUAUCCUGGUGCCCAACCCCCGAAAGCGAGCCGACCUGUUCGAGGUGGCCCGCCACAGCUGGCUCAGCGAAUACUCCCACGUUGUCGAGUUCAUCACCAGCUCUACCACGCUUCCGGGCGACGUCCAGAAGACCAUCACCCAGCCCGACGACGCUGGCGACGCCCCCAUGGUCCGCAGCUCCUCGGUCCGCGAUGCUCACCGGCACAAGCCCCAGCCGCCCUCGGCCGUCGGCGGCCUGUCUAAGACGCACGGCAAGGUCGACGGCGUCGAGGUCGAGCCCGCCCAGCGCACGCCCAAGGAUGCCAAGCGCCGCACCGUCCAGGUCGAGUACGUGGCCCCCACGACCCAGACCCAGCGCGGUGCCGACGCGGCGGCCUCGACAUCAACCCCGCCUUCGCGGUCGGCUAACCCCCCGGUACCUUCCUCUUCUCGAAUCCCCACCCUCGACAGCCUCGCCUCCUCGAGGGACAAGCCCCUCCCCAAGGACCCCCCGGUGUCCCGAGACGCCGCCGCCGCCGGACGUCCCGCCAGCUCCAGGCGCCCCCAGAGCUCGGCCACCACCGGCCCACGUGGUACCCGGGAACAGCGCUCCCACACGGAGAACUCGUACAUUCCCACGUCGGUUUCGGCUGCCGCCAGGCCGCAGACGGGAGGGUCUAUGUCCUCGGCCGCCUCCAUGGGCUUUGGACCUUACGGACAGCCCGCGCCGCCUGCCGUGGCCGACACCAACGUCGAGGGGCGCAUGUCGCAGCCCUUGCAGACGGGAGAGGCGGAGUCGCAGGGCCACCCCGGCAUCGGCGUCCCUUCCCAAUUCUCCAGGGUGUCAGGUGGCAGCCAGAGCCAAGGGGGUGCAGGCCGCGGCCACAAGAGGUCUACUACGAUUGGCGAUAUCUCGACCAAGCUCCUCGGCCGCAGCGGGUCCAUGUUUGGCAAGAAGCGGACAGACCCGAAGCAGCAGCAGUCGGACAAGUCGAGGAAAUACCCACCUGUCAGCAUGCAGCAGCCCAUGUCCAACUCGAACAGGGAGGAGGCGGCACCGCGGCAGUCGACGGAUUCCAAGCUCUCGCGGCGCUCGUUCUCGCUGGGGCUUGGCAAGAAGAGGAGCGGCAGCGUUGCCGGGUCGCAGACGUCGGCAGAGAAGCCGGAACGCCGAAGGUUCUCGCUCAUCCCUGCCGGCUUCUCGCUCAAGGCGGUGGGUCUCGGUGGUAAGGAUCAGCAGCAGCAGCAGCAGCAGCAGCGGCGGCCCUCGUCGCCCCCCCCCUGGGACUCGCAGACGGACCUGCCCGGCCAUGACGGCAGGACAGUCGACACGCGGAGCCUGACGGCGCACGGCGACGGCAGGGGCAGCGGUGCUAUGCUCGAAUCGGGAUACGGCAACAAUAGCAACAUGCCCCGGUCGCAGUCGUCGAACCAGUCCCGACAUCAACGACACGCCUCGGCCCAGGUGGACACCAGGAGGCCCAGCGCCAUCCCGCAGCACAUGCAGCAGCAGCAGCAGCAGCAGCAGCAGCAGCAGCAGCCGGGCGCGACGAGUCGCCACCACUACUCGGGGUCGGAGUCGUCUAUCGAUGCGCGGCGGCCGCCUACGGAGCCGCAGAUGAGCUCGCCGCGCCCCUACGACAGCGGCUACCCGAACUCGGAGACGCAAUAUUACCAGCGGUCGGAGACGUCAAGGAGCAACCGGGCGCCGGUGCUGCAGAAGAAUGCCAAGAAGUUUACGGACGCGUACGGCCAGGACGAGUACCGCGGUCACGAAGGCAGCAGCGGAGCGGCCAAGCGGGUCAUGGACUUUUUCAGGAGAAGAGGAAAGGCCCGUGGCGGUGAGGACAGGUGA